AUGUACUCUGGAAAUCUCCUCCUAUUCCUCCUCGGCACAACAAUCUCCCUGCUCCAGACCGCCACUGCCCUAUCCUUCCCCCAGAUCAGCCUUGGCUACGCCACCCAUGCCCCAACUUUCAUCAACACCACCGAGUCUGGCACAAAAGUUGGCCUAUACAACAAUAUCCGCUUCGCACAGCCACCAACGGGGAACCUCCGCUUCCGCAAACCAGUCACGCCCCCACUCCCCGAAGGCGGCAUUCAAGAUGGUAGAGACCGACUCUCCACCAGCGACUGCGUCAGCUCUGUGAACGCGCAAGCCCCAUUUCCGGACAUAAACGGUACCGCCUGGGGACAGGAGGAUUGUCUGUUCCUGAAUGUGUGGGUGCCAGAGGGUGUGCGGGAGGGGGAUAACGUGCCCGUUUUGCAUUGGUUGCAUGGAAGUGCGUGGGCGUUUGGAAGUAAGGAUAUGUUUGGGGAUGCGUUUGGCUUGAUGGAUUUGAUUGAGGAGAAAGAGGAUAAGUUUAUCUUCGUUGCUAGUAACUAUCGGUUGGUUUUCCGUCCCAUACUAAGCGAGAGGAAUGUUGCUGAAUUUGAUGACAGAAUGGGUGUGUAUGGGUGGGUUUCCUCUUCAGAUGAGGAUAUGGAUGCUAAUGUAGGGCUUCACGAUAGCGUUGCUGCGUUGGAGUGGACGAAGAAGUAUAUCUCGCGUUUUGGGGGUGAUCCAGACAGCAUCACGGCUAUGGGGCAGAGUGCGGGUGCGGCUAUGAUUUCCAUGAUGAUGGUGGCGAAUGGGGGAAACGGGACUCUUCCGUUUCAGAAGGUAUUCCUGUCAUCUCCGGGCCUAAUGCCGAGAAGGAAUGUUACGGGGCGUCGCCAGGAGGUCUACGAUCAGGUUCUUAAAGCUGCGAACUGUGCAACACUGGCUUGCCUCAGGGAAGCAUCGCCGGCUGCACUAGCUGCUACAAAUAAGAAAGUCCUAGACCUCCCCGGUGGCUCGGGAGGAGGCUCCUUGGGUCCUGGUAUAGGUAUUGGUCCACUCCCGGACGGGAAGCAUUUAUCCGACGCAGUCCCCAUCCUACUACAACAAGGCCAUUUCAACAAAGGGGUCAAGGCAGUGGUUUCCGGAAAUAUGGCGGCAGAGGGGACGGGAAUUACUCCGGAUGUCAGUACGCCUGAAGACUUCGCUAGACUGAUCCGACUGCUGGUUCCAGGAGCUAAUAAUGGUACCAUUCAACGCAUUCGUGAUAUGUAUCCAUACCCAGACUCCCAGCUGCAAAGGGCCGCGGAUGCUUGGACAACCGAUGUCGUAUUUGCUUGUAACGCGAGAGCUGUGGCGAAAGUGUACGGGAACAAGACCCAGCGGUAUGUGUUUUCAGUGCCGCCGGCUAGGCAUGGACAGGAUUUACUCUACUACUUCUACAGGGAGGAUACCAAGCUACCGGUUACGAACGUCUCUCUUGCAAGAGAAUUCCAAGCGGAGAUCCUUGAAUUCUCCACAGGAAAAGAUAGGAAUGACACAGAUUGGCCAUUGUAUAUCCCAGGAACAAAGAUGGUCAACGUCACAGCUGCUGGGAUUGAACAAAGCGUUGACCUUUGGGCGAGGCAGCCUAACUGCGAUAUCAUAUUGAAGACUAUCACGGAUAAGAGGAACGGGGCGUGA
Molecule: messenger RNA, 1644 nt
Organism: Aspergillus alliaceus
Lineage: Eukaryota; Fungi; Ascomycota; Eurotiomycetes; Eurotiales; Aspergillaceae
Product: Alpha/Beta hydrolase protein
Exons: 3
Coding region: 1-1644 (547 amino acids)
Source: RefSeq, a predicted model, not a curated record